AUGACGCCGGAGGGUUAUACGCGAGUGUACGUUGGCGGUCUGACUGAAACGAUUAAGAAGGAAGAUUUACAAACAGAGUUUGAAAAAUUUGGGAAGCUAAAUAAGGUAUGGGUUGCGUUUAACCCGCCAGGUUUUGCAUUUAUUGAAUUUUUGCGGGUCGACGAAGCUGAAUUGGCUUGCAGUAGCAUGAAUGGAACCGAAAUAUUGGGAACAAAGUUGAGAGUUGAAAUUUCCCGUGGUCCCGGUCGAAGUAGAAAUAGAGGUGGCGGCGGUGGCGGCGGGGGUGGCUUCAGAGGCCAAUCUGGCGGCGGCAGAGGCGGUUUCGGCGGGUCACGUAGAUCUUACGGCGGUGGUGGUGCCGGUGGUGGUUAUCACCGUGAUAACAACUCUUACGGUAAUCAAGGCGGCAAUAGUAAUAGCUAUCACUCAGGCAGGGCGGGUGGUGGUGGUCCGAAAUACAGCAGUAGAGGCAGAUACGGAGGUGACAACAAUUACUCCGGAGGAAGAAACAAUUCCGGUUACAUGGCCGGUGGUAAUUCUUACUCACAAGGAUACAACAAUUCGUCUGGCAACGGAGAUGCUUCUGUUGACUAUUAUAAUAGAAGAAAUAAGGAUUCCUCAGGAGCUUCCUCUAGAUACCGCAAUCGGUCACCGGCUGGACGCGGCAGUACUUUAAACUGUCUUCUUAAUCUUCGAAUAGCAAAAUAUGGCUACUGA
Messenger RNA from Cotesia congregata, 717 nucleotides. Lineage: Eukaryota; Metazoa; Arthropoda; Insecta; Hymenoptera; Braconidae. The record is from the annotation of a GenBank genome assembly.